AUGGUGAAAACAUUGGCUGUCGCUAACAGUCCAACGAAAGUGCCAACAACAGCCAAUGUUAUUAAAACAACAGUAUCUUCACCUGUUCAUCGUUUCCUGUCGCCAAAGCAAUCUGUCACGUUAUCAUCUACGAAUAAUACAAAUGCAACAUCUUCUCUUCAGCAAAAAAAUUACUCUUCUUCAUCUACUACAGUAACUACACCAUCGACUUUAAGUUCAUCUUCAUGGACCACGUUACUUGGACAAAAUUCAAAUGGAUACAGUGAUUCUGAUGAUAGUAUUAAUGACCAAAAUUCAUCGUCUGCAUCUUCAAAUAACUCAAAUUGUGGAGAACCGAAGAAGAGACGAAGGCUGACACAUUUAACCCCAGAGGAAAAAAUUCUUCGGAGGAAACUCAAGAAUAGAGUAGCCGCACAGACUGCUCGUGACCGAAAGAAAGCGCAGAUGAAUGACAUGGAAGAGACCAUAGCCAAUUUGCAGGCUGAAAACAAAAGACUUAUGCAAUAUAAUAGCACACUACAGAAAAAGGCUUAUGAGUUGGCCACAGAGAAUGCAGAGCUGCAACAUAGGCUUGCUGAAGAAACAGGCUCUGACUCUGUCUCAUUUGAUAAUGCAAUUAACCAGCUUCCUGAGUCUGGUGAUUUGUUCACACUUCUGGAUGAAGUGUACGGCUCAGACACUGGUGCAUCCCUUGACAAUUGCACAACUCCUUCAACAACAACAGAGUCUAGUGAAAGAGAAGAAAAAAAUGCUGCUUGUCCAGCACAGAGUCCACACCCAGUGGUGGGGGCCUCACCAACACAAUUGGACUCCCUCAAUGAACUAAUCAAGUCCGAACACUUCUAUGUGAAGUAUGCUCCUUCAUCUGCUGAAGACAGCAGCUCAUCUUCCGGCUGUAGUAGUGACGAGGACGAAGUCUCUCCUAACGAAGAGGUUCAGGAGUCCAGCCCAUCUGCGAUGCCUGUAAAAGAAGAGUUCCUGUCCUUAACAGAUGAUUGUUUCUCCUUUGCGGAAAACAUGAUGCUGUUUGAAAAUCUUAUGAAGGAGUGUUUAAGCAAUGAUGAAGGAAUGACAACUUCAGAAGAAUUACCAGAUUCUGUGUUAAUGAAGAAUGAUGAAAGUUGUGACAUGCCAGCACAAGAAAGCGAAACCACCUCGCUGAUCCCCACCAAUCGCAAGAGAACUUCUGAGGAUGAAAAUGUUGAGAUUGUUAAUAAGUUACCAAAGACAGGUAGCAUUACUGACUCUGGCAGUGAUUCUGGCAUUCACAGUGAUUACAGCAACCCAAGUUCUCCUUAUCAAGAACAAUCACUUCUCCAGUUUAAUGACAUGAACCCAGUUGACGAUAUAUUAUUUCCUGAGUUAUUUCCAUGUUUAAUUUGA
Molecule: messenger RNA, 1383 nt
Organism: Acanthosepion pharaonis
Lineage: Eukaryota; Metazoa; Mollusca; Cephalopoda; Sepiida; Sepiidae
Source: the annotation of a GenBank genome assembly